GUUGAUUCUCAUCAGCUGUAAAAUGCCGCUGCCUUUUACAAAACAGCUAUCACUAGCGAAUAUCAUGGGACACCUCGAAACCUCCGAAAAAAGGAUUCGGUGUCUCGUCGAGGGCGAAGAAGUUCUGAACGCCGGCCACUUAAUUUGUUGUGGCGUUAAAGCUUGCAGCGUUCGCGCCGUUAGCGUUCAAGCACUCUGCCUACAAACGUCCCAUGUCCGAGGAAAGCCCCAUGAGGUGGAGUUUGUUUUCGACGUAAGCAGCCACAUCAAGGGCCACUGCUCCUGCAAAGCCGGAAACUCAGAGCGUUGCAAACAUAUCAUUGCAAUGCUGCUACACGUGAACAGGACUGGCAUCCAGAACUUGGACCUGCUGACGUCAACUGAUGUGACACAAGCCUGGGGCAAGUUAAAGACUAGUCCACUAUAUGAGGCUUGUAAACUUAAAAGAACUGCGCCAUGUACAGUCGUAACUGCGGCCAAUUCUGGACCCAAAACGACAAGAGGAAGUACGGCAGCGGCUGAUUGCCGCAGCGCAACAGAGUGCAUUGGUGCUACAUCAGCGGGGCAGGAUGCAUCAGAAUGAAAGCAAUUCAUUUCACGAGCGUGUCACCCUUGAGGAGCGAACUUUGAUCAAGCACACCAUGAAGAAUGAAAUGAAAAAAUACAGCCAACUAAUGUUCCAUGAUGUGGCAUUUUGAGAUGCAGCAGCGAUGGGAAUAUAUAAGUUUUCACAGAAUGACCUUGCAAAAGAGGAGCUGCACGUCUACAAGGCACACAUUCAGCUCACUGAAGAGGAGGCUUUUCUAAUGUGCACCGAAACAAGGCAUCAAGACAACACAAAAUGGCGAAGAGAACGAAAAGUGAGGAUAACAGGGAGGCAAUGUCACGCUUAUUUUACAUACAUACCAAAAGAUGCCACAUCUUGGGAAAGCAAGGUGUCAAAAAUGUUUUCCGAAAGCUUCUAUGGAAAUAACGCAACGCGUUAUGGUAAACACUGCGAACAACUAGCCAUCGAGAAGUACAGCAGCAAAACAAAAAAAUAUGUUUCAAAGAUAGGAACAAUCGUGCCGGGAAGGUGGUUCCAUUCUUGAGACGUCCUGGGAAUAAAUGAUUCGUGACAGGUUCUGGAAUGGCAGUGCAUUAUCCCAACCUUAUGGACAUGAUCAAUGCAAGAGGAAAUGUAAGAAGGGGAUGAUAUAAGAUUAUCACGCAGGUAGGAAUUGUACAAAUAUAAGUUACGGAAUAAAGCAAGGCGAAAACACUUACGUCGGGAUGAGAGGGGAGAAAGUAGUAAGGAGUUUUUCAUGGAAGUUGCGCUUAAUGUUCGGCUGUAAUUACUAUAAAUGAAACGCGUGGCAUUAUUUCGGAUUAGUUCAAGCGAUUGAAUAUGGGUUGCGGAGUGAGGGUCCCAGAUGGGAUGAUGCGUAGUCUAUUUUACUCCUAAUGAGUGUUUCAUAUAAGGUUAAUUUUAAUGAGGAAGGAGCAGAAGAGAAAUUUCGCCGGAUAUAUCCUAACAUGCGGUUAGUAUUGCUUAUUACCUUAUCAAUGUGUAAGGACCAGGAAAGUGUCGAGGUUAUGUAGACGCCAAGGUACUUGUAGAAUGUCACGGCUUCUAGGGGAAUGUUAUUAAGAUAAUAGUUUGGCGAAGGAAUAUUGUUACGAGUUACACGCAUUGUUUUACAUUUAGUCACGUUAAGUUGCAUUAACUAUACGUCACACCAGUUAGAGAUAGCGUUAAUAUCAUCUUGUACAGACCUGUUAUCGUUGUUAUCCGAGAUUUCGCGGAGGAUAACACAGUCAUCUGCGAAAAAAUAAAUGUUAGAGGAAACAGCGUUUGGUAAGUCGUUAAUGUAGAUUAGGAAAAGAAGAGGGCCUAAAACUGAUCCCUGCGGCACACCAGAGUCCACAGCGUUAAAUGAAGAAGUAUGACCGUUUGAUGCAAUGUACUGUGACCGAUUUAAGAGGAAAAUCUCAAGCCAUCUAAACAGGUUAGGGUCAAGACUAAGCUUACUAAGUUUAAAGAGAAGUUGGUGACAUAAUGAUAUUAACUGUGCACAGAAAUGAUGACCACAUCGACAAACUGGUCCGCAAGCUUCAAUUCGUGUAUUUCAAGCACGUUUUGCCCAAACUUGCAGAACUUGCUUAAGGAUAAACUGUCCAUGUGUUUUUAUUCAGUAGCAUUUGGCCUUGUAUACCUCCUCUGCCAUGCUAAGUUCUUUACUCUUUCGUGACCGUGGGAAAAUUGGCCACAUUUUGUAUGUUUCAGUAAUUAUUUUUUGUUAUGAAUAACAUGAUAGAUACAGUGUGGUAAUAUAUAUCAAUAUGGAGCGAAGUGAUUGUACUUUGUAGUGAUAUUACUUCAAAAAGUGCAUAUUAAGGUAUAAUAUGCAAGAGCAUUAAUAAAAAACAAGCUUUAUUGUCAAGCGCUGUGUGUGGGGUGUGUUCUUGAGUGAAAUGUGAGUGUUUUUGAGUGCGAAGUUGCGCUAAGUAUG
Messenger RNA from Rhipicephalus sanguineus (brown dog tick), 2492 nucleotides. RefSeq lists its product as uncharacterized. Gene Ontology annotation, molecular function: zinc ion binding. The transcript has 3 exons. The record is from RefSeq and is a predicted model, not a curated record. Bases 23 to 583 code for a protein of 186 amino acids. NCBI's taxonomy places the organism in Eukaryota, Metazoa, Arthropoda, Arachnida, Ixodida, Ixodidae.